Molecule: messenger RNA, 2486 nt
Organism: Anopheles coluzzii
Lineage: Eukaryota; Metazoa; Arthropoda; Insecta; Diptera; Culicidae
Product: all trans-polyprenyl-diphosphate synthase PDSS1-like
Exons: 2
Coding region: 129-1346 (405 amino acids)
Biological process (GO): isoprenoid biosynthetic process; ubiquinone biosynthetic process
Cellular component (GO): transferase complex; mitochondrion
Molecular function (GO): prenyltransferase activity
Source: RefSeq, a predicted model, not a curated record
AGUAGGGUUAGCUGCCGCUUCCGCAGAAUCGACAAAUCUUCCGUGCGCAGAUGACAGAGUAGCAGUUUGCGUUCCCGUUGCAGCAAGUUUUCCAGCUUUCCAUUUGAAUUCCGCGUCUUAGUCUGCCAAUGAUUCCCCUGCACAAUCAAGCCUUGCUGCUAUCAUCCAAGAUUGCGGGCACGCUGCUGCACCACAUCAACCCAGCAGGAUGGAGAACGCCAACGAUAGCGACCAUCACACGCAGUGCCAUUCAUUCCACCGCCAGCAAACGCUUCCUUCCCUCGCAACGGGUAAAACCCAUCGCAGCACAACCCGUUGGAUCGGUGCUCCAGAAAAGCUGCUCCGUCCUUCAACACUUCUGCACCAGGCAGCACGAAACGGUCGAUCCGUACGUCCUGCUGGAAGGCGAGCUGCGGCACAUCUACCAGGACAUUAGGGAGGAAAUCGAGCUCGCCACAAACCACCCGGAGCUGGGCAGAAUCGCCACCUACUACUUCGACGGGCAGGGCAAAGCGCUCCGGCCGAUGAUUACGAUACUGAUGGCGAAGGCGCUCCAUAGCGACCGCCCGAUUACGAAGGGCCAGCGGCAGAUAGCAAUGAUAUCGGAGAUGAUCCACACCGCCAGCCUGGUGCACGACGACGUCAUCGACCAGUCGUUCGCCCGGCGCGGCAAACCAAGCGUGAACGUGCUGUGGAACCAGCAGCAGGUGGCCCAGGCCGGCGACUACAUCCUCGCCGUCGUGUCGAUGAUGCUCGCCCGGCUGCAGCACAACGACGUGACGCUCAUCCUCAGCGAGAUACUGGCCGAUCUGGUGCAGGGCGAGCUGAUGCAGCUCGACACGAAGGAAACGGAAAACGAACGCUUUGCGCACUACUUCGCCCGCUCCUACCGGAAGACGGCAUCGCUGAUAGCGAACAGCCUGAAGGCGGUCGCCGUACUGACCGGGGUGGGCGAACGGACCGCCGAGAUUAGCUUCCAGUACGGGCGGAACCUUGGCCUAGCGUUUCAGCUGGUGGACGAUCUGCUCGACUUUGUGUCGAGCGCGGAAGCGAUGGGCAAACCGGCGGCCGUCGACCUGAAGCUCGGGCUCGCGACCGCCCCGGUACUGUUCGCGUGCGAGCAGUUUCCCGAGCUGAAUGCGAUGAUUGUGCGCCGCUUCCGGGGCGAGGGGGACACUGAGCGAGCGUACGAGCUGGUGCACCGGUCGGAGGGGCUGGAGCAGACGCGCUUCCUCGCCCGCAAGCACUGCGCCGAGGCACGCCGGCUCGCCAGCCAGUUCGACCAGUCGCCUUACCAGCAGGCGCUGGUGGUGGUGUGUGACUUUGUCCUGAAUCGGAUGAAGUAGUGAUAGCGCGUUUAAGCGCGCGCUGCCAAAGAGAGUCUGAACUUUUCUACACGCCUGCACACAAUUUACUACUUUACAUCUGUAAAUGUGCGGUAAAAAACGUGCGGUAGUCAUUGCGGUAGUCAUAACAUAUUUAUUGUCAAUUAAGCACAAGAAAACUGCGGCGGCCGAAACCCAAAAUUACGCUUCAAAUCUCGCCCAUCAAAUCAUUCAUUAAAACGUUGUGCGGGCUGUGGGGGGUCAGCGAACGAACGGAUUCGAUCCUUAUCCGUGGGCACGCAACAGAAGCGCAACGCAAUCCAAUCCUCCACUACGCAAGUAAUUGUAUUUUUACGCGCUCAACCAUACUUCCAUAUUUAUGGACCCGCCGGGAGAAGCAUGGAAAGAUGUGUCUGUGUGUAUGUGUAUGCAGUUCUCAUCAACCGAUCAUUAUGGCCACGAAGAAUGUCGAUCAUUAACAUGCACGCGUGUAAUGGAGUAAACGAUAAAGCUCACGCACUCCCGCACUCAUCACCUUUUUUUGUUUUGUUGCUUUCGUUCUUUCAAGCCUUUCUUUCUUUUGUUUUCUCUCCUUAAAUCAUUCCUAGAAUAUCGUUAGUGGGAUCGGUUUUAGCCACCCUCCAUUCGCUCAGGGUGAUACUUUGACGCGCGCAGCCUCGUUCCAUUGACCAGUCUGUUUAGGCAAGCGUCAACAAGCGACGAACCCAGCUAGCCCGUAGCGAUCUCAAAAAUCUAAUGAGCGAAAAGCGGGAAGGAUGACGCUCUAGCACUCCUCCCCCCCUUCCCCCAUCUUCAUCGUGGCGCUGUGUUGUUUUCCCCCAAUUAGGGCGCGCUUAAACAAGCGGGAAUGCACUGCCAAACGGUCCGCGCACUUCAGGGUGGGCCGCGCAUUUCGUAGAAUCGCUAGGUGUGGUAAAUGAAUGAUGUGUACGUGUGGCUUGGAUUGGCUCCCCGCACACCAACACACAGCACAGCACCACGGGGACCGAGGAUCGGAUUGCAACUGGUUCAUCCUCUCCAGCAGGGAAAAAGCAGGGGGAAAACCGCAGCGCCCUUACUCCCUUUCCAAUGCUUCCGCCGUUUCCUCCCGUACAGUGGGACGCGUUGGGAACAAAAUGCGCCGCUCGUGAGUGAUUGGUU